AUGCCUUCAAAAGUCCCCGAGCGCCAAAACUACUUCCUGCGUUCAUCACGAAACAGGGUGCCCUUUCAGCAUUUCUCUCGCAUUUUAAUCAUUGGGGCCCCCGGCGCAGGCAAGGGAUCACUCUGCUCCAAGCUCGCGACCCAGUAUGGCUUCCAUCACCUUUCUAUCGGCGAUCUCCUGAGAGAGCAAGCGGCAUCCGGGUCUCUCAGACCUGAUCUGGUCAGAGCCAUUCAGAACAGUGUCUUGCUAGAGAUCGAUGACCUUGUCCUCAUCCUCAAGCACGCCAUCGAAGAGCUCGGUAGGGCGGGUAAAAGGCGACUUUUGAUCGAUGGUGUUCCCCGUUCCCUUGAUCAGACAGCGCAUAUAGAGAGCGCGGUUGGCUUGCCUGAUCUUGUUCUGUUCUUUGAUUGUCCCGAAGAUCUCGCCAAGCAGCGGGUCCUUACCAGAAACAUCCCGGGUAGAGUCGGUGACGUGGAGAGCUUUGAUGCGCGAUACAAGCACUAUGCCGAGGAGAAUGAAAAGAUCAUUCAACGUUAUAAGGAGAAGGGAUUGCUGCUGACGAUUGACACAAGCGGCGAUGUUGAAUCUUCUUACGCCAACUUGCUUCAGGCUCUGCGGUCCAGGAUUUGA
Molecule: messenger RNA, 630 nt
Organism: Aspergillus affinis
Lineage: Eukaryota; Fungi; Ascomycota; Eurotiomycetes; Eurotiales; Aspergillaceae
Product: P-loop containing nucleoside triphosphate hydrolase protein
Exons: 4
Coding region: 1-630 (209 amino acids)
Biological process (GO): nucleobase-containing compound metabolic process
Cellular component (GO): cytoplasm
Molecular function (GO): ATP binding; AMP kinase activity
Source: RefSeq, a predicted model, not a curated record